Molecule: messenger RNA, 905 nt
Organism: Thelazia callipaeda (thelaziosis nematode)
Lineage: Eukaryota; Metazoa; Nematoda; Chromadorea; Rhabditida; Thelaziidae
Source: the annotation of a GenBank genome assembly
AUGGCACGUCAACCUCUUGGAGGACGUUUGCGUGAAUCAAGCGUUACAAGUGGUCGUACAUUGAAAUUUGUGAAGGAAAUAGGCUCGACCACGUCUCUUUCAAGCGCAGCAGGAAUUGUAGCUGGAACCGGAAUACUGAGUGGUGCGUCACCAUUUGGCCAACAUGCUGCUUCAACCAUACGUGAUAGCCGUGAACGUGAAAAAAAAGAAAUGAGUGACCUCAACGAUCGAUUAGCAACUUAUAUCGAGAAAGUGCGUUUUUUGGAAGCCCAAAAUCGGAAAUUAGCCGCUGAUUUGGAUCUCUUACGUGGAAAAUGGGGAAAGGAUACAUUUAACAUCAAGCAGAUGUAUGAAGGAGAACUUUUAGAGGCGAGUAAAUUAAUUGGAGAAACAGCGAAACAACGCGAUGAUUUAGAUAAGCAAAUUCUUAAAAUGCAAGAUGAAUUGAACCAAUAUCGAAAAAGAUAUGAGGAUUUUUUGCGAGUUGGUGAAAUGGAUCGCAAGAAAAUUGAUGAGAUGUUUGUGCAACUUUCACAGCUCGAAGCAGACACAAAUACUUUGCGACGUCGCAUUACAGAAUUAGAAGAGGAAGUAAUGCGUAUGAAGAAAGAAAAUCAGCGACUGAUAGGCGAAUUACAACGAACACGAACUGAUGUCGAUCAAGAAACUUUAAAUCGAAUCGACUAUCAAAAUCAAGUACAAACACUUUUGGAAGAAGUUGAUUUUAUUAAACGUGUCCAUGAACAAGAAAUACGUGAACUGCAAAGUCUAGCAGCUCGUGAUACUACACCCGAAAAUCGAGAAUUUUUCAAGAAUGAACUUGCCUCUGCUAUUCGGGAUAUACGCGCUGAGUACGAUCAGGUAAAUCUUUUUUUGUUUUUCAUAAACCUCAGAUUUAUGUAAUC